UAUCAAUACGUGAAACUUAGAAAAACAAGUUGUACAGUACCCACUUCAUAAUCGUUGAACUCGCUCCUUAAAAGCAAAACCAAGAUGAGCACUAACCAAGACGAAGAGCGACAUCACAGCCAGAUGCUUGGGCUUCGAUUGGCUGACCUGGAAUUUCAAAAAAGACAGGAACCUGCAGAAACCGACUUCAGAAUGGACGACUCGUUUGUGGCCUUCAUCCGUGCCAAAUCAAGUUUAGAUCAAGAUUCUGAGAAUCUUGUUACCGAGGAGAUCACAGCUCCGCCAUCUGAUGAUCCAUAUCCCUGGAUGAAGUGCUGCGGCCGUAAUUUUACUCGCUCAAUAUUUUCCUUGCAGCCGAGCCGCCAACCAAAACGUGGAUUUUGGCGCCACCAUCGUUCUCAUUCCAAAAUACAGGAAAACUAGCCAAUAACAUAAAUACAUAAGUGCAUCUUAAUAAUCUACCCUACCUGGUGAACCCUGUAAGGUUGCUACACAAGUGCAUUUUCUUCUAUAGCUUCUUUAAAUAUGUACAUAUGUAUGUACAUAUAGCCAUAGGCAUAUAUGUAAAUGUAUA
This is a messenger RNA of Drosophila bipectinata, 574 nucleotides long. Lineage: Eukaryota; Metazoa; Arthropoda; Insecta; Diptera; Drosophilidae. The record is from RefSeq and is a predicted model, not a curated record.